This is a messenger RNA of Bombina bombina (fire-bellied toad), 1946 nucleotides long. RefSeq names its product glyoxalase I (gene GLO1). The transcript is spliced from 6 exons. Lineage: Eukaryota; Metazoa; Chordata; Amphibia; Anura; Bombinatoridae. Gene Ontology annotation, molecular function: lactoylglutathione lyase activity; metal ion binding. The record is from RefSeq and is a predicted model, not a curated record. Bases 59 to 613 code for a protein of 184 amino acids.
UCUCGCUAGCAUUACAGGCGCGGCCACCGAGCUGUCACUGCCCUGAAGUUGAACUGAAAUGGCGGAGAAAACGGAGCCUGAGCUGACCGGUCUGACCGAUGAGGAGGCUUACAGCGUUUGUAGUGACCCUCCUGCCUUCACCAAGGAUUUCAUGAUGCAACAAACCAUGCUCCGAAUAAAAGAUCCCAAGAAAUCACUGGAAUUUUACACUAAAGUAUUAGGAAUGACGCUGCUCCAGAAGUUUGACUUUCCGUCCAUGAAAUUCUCACUAUAUUUUGUUGGCUAUGAGGACAAGAAGGAUAUCCCUAAAGAUGUGAAAGAGAGGACAGCUUGGACGUUCUCACGGAAAGCGACAAUUGAACUAACACAUAACUGGGGGACUGAAAAUGAUGAGAAACCUUAUCACAGUGGGAACUCUGACCCUCGGGGGUUUGGUCACAUUGGCCUUGCUGUUCCUGAUGUGUACGCUGCAUGUAGUCGGUUUGAAGAGCUGGGUGUAACCUUUGUUAAAAAAGCAGAUGAUGGAAAAAUGAAAGGAUUGGCUUUUAUUCAAGACCCAGAUGGCUACUGGAUUGAAAUUCUCAGUCCCAACACAAUGUUAAAUAUAAUUUAAUAUUCAAUUUGUCACAGGUGCAAAAGGCAUCAGAUGAGCUACAGAGGAACAAUUACAGAAAUGUGUAUAACAUCAUAUAGUUCAAUGGUUUUCCAGGCCAAGAGUAUAUGGAAAGGGAUUAAUAUUUAGUUUUACAUUGUGCUGCAGGUGCUGUUUUUGUACCACAAUAAAGAAAAGAAAAGCGCUUCUUCAUGUAUUCUAACCAAAAAUUAAUUCUCAUUUGUAGUCAUUUAGAUAUAUUAACCCUUAUGAGAUUUGAGAGUAUAUAUAAUAUGUAUAGGUCUGUCUCUCUCUCUCUCUCUCUUUCUUUCUUUCUUUCUUUCUUUCUUUCUUUCUUUCUUUCUUUCUCUCUCUCUCUCUCUCUCUCUCUCUCUCUCUCUCUCUCUCUCUCUCUCUCUCUCUCUCCUCUUUAUCUCUCUCUCUCUCUCUCUUUAUCUAUCUCUCUCUCUCUCUCUCUUUAUCUCUCUCUCUCUCUCUCUCUUUAUCUCUCUCUCUCUCUCUCUCUCUCUUUAUCUCUCUCUCUCUCUCUCUUUAUCUCUCUCUCUCUCUUUAUCUCUCUCUCUCUCUCUUUAUCUCUCUCUCUCUCUCUCUCUCUUUAUCUCUCUCUCUCUCUUUAUCUCUCUCUCUCUCUCUCUCUCUUUAUCUCUCUCUCUCUUUCUCUCUCUCUCUCUCUCUUUCUUUCUCUCUCUCUCUCUCUCUCUCUUUCUUUCUCUCUCUCUCUCUCUCUCUUUCUUUCUCUCUCUCUCUCUCUCUCUUUCUUUCUCUCUCUCUUCUCCCAAAAAUGGAGAUUAAAUUAAAACAGAAGACUACUCUUUAAACUGCGCUUGAUUGUACUUCCUGUUGUAAUUUUCGAUUCACUCAGUCAAUGCACUAAAAAGUAUUUUAUGGCUCAGAUUGGUUCUCUUUUGAUUGAUUGGCACAUGCCUCGGGUAGUUAUUUGCAUAAUAUACAAAUAUGCUUAACAAGAACACUUUUAUAUAGAUCGCUGCCAUAUUUCUAUCUAUUUCACAAUUAAUAGUUAAUGUAAUUUGCUGCUAACUCUCUCAGCAUCUGUGUGAUUUAUUUCACACUAAACAGGCUUUGUUUGCCGCUGAUCACUGUGCAUAUAUUUCUUUAAAAAGUUUAUGGAAAUAAUUUGCACUUUAACAUACGGUUUACUGAGAGGGUUAACGGUUAUAUUAACCCGUACAUGGUUGAAGUAGCAAUAUUACAGUAACUGUAUUCGGUAUUUUGAUUAGUGCCUUAAUAAAAGCACUUCAGUGUUUAACCCUGUUUGAUGUGACAGUGCAACUGUAAACCAAGUGGAUAAUUCAAUAAAUCUGGUUUGUAAAUA